CUUGGUAAUUCCUGGUUCCAGGUGACAACAGGGGUUCACCGGAUACGUGUUCAGACCUGACCGCAAAUUCGUGUUUCUGAUUGCAUAAUGUAAACAAACACGCUAUAAAAGGCGUGAAUUGUGUCACCCGGACAGAUAACUGACUACAACUUCAUUGAGAACUGUCGACCCUUCACGACGGAUCGAUCUCAACAAGAUAACGGAAUUUUCACUUCCCAACUGUGUGUAUUGACGAGAACCAAGAUGGCGGACAGCAGGUCUGCUCAGACGUCUCCUCUGCCCCGGGACACUGAGACUCGGGAGCUCCUGGUAGAAACUCUCCAGUUUGCGAGACAGUUGCUGGAGAUCGCGGACACGUACAGGAACGGGUCUCCGGCUGGCGGGGGCGGGUAUGACCAGACGGACGCCGUCACACCGUCCGGAGAACUGCCGCCGAGCGGCGUGUGUCAGCAGCUGGCCGCCGCCAUGAACAGGGCCUUACAGUUCGUACAGGAAAACGUCACCGUGCCGGAAGAAGUGAUCAAAGCAGACGUGCGGUUGGCGGAGGAGGCGGGGAGGUACGCCGUGCUACAGAUCAUGCGCUUCUUCUGGAGGGGCAUCACCAACAUCCAGCCCAAAAGUGCCGAGUUUGCCGCGGAGUUCCAGGUCGUCAAGGAUCACCUGGAUCACUGUCAGGAGAUGGUCCCCCAAAUAGAGGACUACAUCCGACAGGCUGCGGAUCUGUGCACCCAGAUCAUGCAGUGCAAAGGCCCCAAUCGCUCCCUCCAGCUGGCCUUCGACAACGUUACGCGGCGUGCAGACCUGGAGCUGACGCUCUGCGAGAAGCGUCUGAAACAGGCCGAGAAGAAGUUGAAUGACCUUGUGAUGAAGGUCAAGACAAAGAAGAGGGAUGAGGGUAGAGGUAUGACCCUAAUUGGGAGUGCUGCUGUGUUAUCUGCUGCUGCUGCCACCACUCUUCUCUUCACCUUCAAGGCCCUCACCAGGCUGCGAGCCACAGCCUUGUGUGGCCUCACCGUCAUCGGAGGGGGGCUGCUUGUACUUAACCGCGCAGACCAGAGCGAGUACGAGAAAUUCCUGUCGGAACUGCGGGAGCACCGGAUGAAGAACGAGCAGCUGCAGAUGAGACUGGAGGAGCUGAAACGCAGGCUGGAGUCAGAGGUGGAGGCAGUUGGGACACUGAGGGCUGAAGUGAUGCAAUCACCAGACAACCAAUCAGAACAGGAAUCUGCAUCAGUAGAACAGCCUCCCAGCCAAUCACAAGAUAACGAAUCAGAACAGGGAUCUGUAGAGGAGGCUCCUGGCCAAUCAGACGUUGUCUCUCAGACUUAUGAACAGUCCACUGAUAUUGACACACCCUCUGAUGAUGAAGAGCACAGCCAAUCAGAAGCAUCUGUGUCCUCUGUUGUGCCUAAUCCUGACCAAUGAUAGGAGUCAGACUGAUCACAUGAUACACCUGAUGGUGGAGAGCACAGCCAAUCACAAGCCUUUGUGUCGUCAGCUUACCAAAUUCUGACCAAUGAGGGGAAUAGGACUGAUCACUUGACCAUAAGUCAUUAGGACUGAUUACUUGAUCAUAAGUCAUUAGAUGUUAAUUACAUCAGUUUUAGACCUCUUGGAUCAUGGUUGCAAAAUUGGGAAUGAACACAAAAUUGUGUAUGAUCACAAAUUGUAAAAUCAGUGAAUCAUAAUUGCGUGAUUUGAGUGCUAUGUCCAAAAAUGUAUAUAAUGGUAGUUAGAAAUGAUUCUAGUAUAGGAGCUUAUUUAUCUCAAAUAGAUUUCACUUCACCAAAAUGACAUUUUAACUUGUCCCAAAUAGCUUAAUGCCUGAAACAGGUUUCACUUCUCCAAAAUGACAAAAGGUUGAU
This is a messenger RNA of Branchiostoma belcheri (Belcher's lancelet), 1865 nucleotides long. RefSeq lists its product as uncharacterized. The transcript has 5 exons. The record is from RefSeq and is a predicted model, not a curated record. NCBI's taxonomy places the organism in Eukaryota, Metazoa, Chordata, Leptocardii, Amphioxiformes, Branchiostomatidae. Bases 244 to 1425 code for a protein of 393 amino acids.